AUGUCAGUUCUCACGUUGCCGGUUCAUACUUUGCCGGUUCACACGUUGCCGGUUCACACGUUACCGGUUCAAACGUUGCCGGUUCACACGUUGCCGGUUCACACGUUGCCAGUUCACCCUUUGCCGGUUCACCCGUUGCCAGUUCACCCGUUGCCAGUUCGCACGUUGCCAGUUCACACGUUGCCAGUUCACACGUUGCCGGUUCACCCGUUGCCAGUUCACACGUUGCCGGUUCACACGUUGCCGGUUCACACGUUGCCGGUUCACACGUUGCCGGUUCACACGUUGUCAGUUCACACGUUGCCGGUUCACACGUUGCCGGUUCACACGUUGCCAGUUCGCACGUUGCCAGUUCACACGUUGCCAGUUCACACGUUGCCGUUGCCAGUUCACAAGUUGCCGGUUAACACGUUGCCAGUUCACUUGCCGGUUCACACAUUGCCAGUUCAUACGUUGCCAGUUUACACGUUGCCAGUUCACCCGGUGCCAAUUCACACGUUGCCGGUUCACACGUUGCCAGUUCACCCG
Hyalella azteca is the source of this 528-nucleotide messenger RNA. RefSeq names its product proline-rich extensin-like protein EPR1. The record is from RefSeq and is a predicted model, not a curated record. Gene Ontology annotation, biological process: negative regulation of protein sumoylation. Lineage: Eukaryota; Metazoa; Arthropoda; Malacostraca; Amphipoda; Hyalellidae. The annotation marks the transcript as partial. Gene Ontology annotation, molecular function: calcium ion binding. The transcript is spliced from 2 exons.